UAGGUUUAUUUUCAAAAUGGCGACUACGUUUGAUCAAGAGCUACGAAAGGCGUUUCAAGAACUCCAAGAAAAAAUGAUCGAGACCACGCAACGUGUUAAGGUGGCAGAAGGUCAAAUUUUGCAACUUCGAAGGAAGAUUGCUCAUGCCAAAUUGACAGACCAAGAACUAGCGUCAUUGCCUUCUGAUAUACCGACUUACCAAGCAGUAGGAAGAAUGUUUGUCCUCCAGCCUGUAUCAGAUAUCAGAAAGGAUCUUUCUCAAAAACUCCAAAGUAAUGAAGAAAAGAUAAAAAGCAUUGAGGCUAAUAAAGAAUAUCUUCAAAGAAGUGUCAAAGAACAUGAAGAUAAUAUCAGAGAAAUGCUUGCUAGCAGACCAAAAUAGACUUACCACCAUCACUCUAUUUAAUUUUUUAUCUUAGACUUACCCAAGACUUUCUUGUAUAAUUUACCAUUUUUGAUGAAAGUCAUAGGGAAAUGAGUUUGCUAUCAGAUUGGAGCAGUGGGUUAAAGGACCCAUCAUUUUAAGGCAGACAGUUUCUGGAGUUGUUUGAAAAACUAUUGAGUCAUAGGCUAACGACAAUAAAAAGGCUAUUUGUAGCUAUUAAUGGUUUUUGUUUUGUGAAAAAAGAUUGUGUUCCUCAAGAAAUGGAAAACUGUCAUUCUGUA
Stylophora pistillata is the source of this 666-nucleotide messenger RNA. Its product is annotated as prefoldin subunit 1. Gene Ontology annotation, molecular function: protein folding chaperone. Gene Ontology annotation, biological process: protein folding. The record is from RefSeq and is a predicted model, not a curated record. NCBI's taxonomy places the organism in Eukaryota, Metazoa, Cnidaria, Anthozoa, Scleractinia, Pocilloporidae. Gene Ontology annotation, cellular component: cytoplasm; prefoldin complex.